AUGUACAAAAUUAUAUUAAACCACCUUUUUUUUAGUACUAUUUUCACUCCAAUUAUUGGUAAACAAAAUUUAUUAGUAUCUGAAGGUCAUGAACAUGAACGAGCAAGACAUAUGAUUAAUCCUGCUUUUUAUCAUACAAAUCUUAAAUCAAUAGUUUCAAUUAUUACUGAUCAAACUACAAAAACGAUUCAAAAACUUUUGCAAAGAUCAACUUUAGAUCAAUCAGAACAAAUAUCAAUUGAUCUACAAUAUCAAUUUAAUGCACUUACAUUAUCAGUUAUUGCAUCAAGUGCAUUUGGUUCAGGUUUUGAAACAAUUGCAAAUGCUCAAGAGAUUAUUACUCAAACAUAUGGUGAAGUACUUGAAGCUAUUAUUUAUCGUUCAAUGUUGAUGAUUAAUCAAAUACCUUUUAUAUCAAAAUUUCCUUUCUUGAAGAAAAAUAUUGUUGAUAAUGGAGCUCGAAUGAUAAGUGAGUUAGUUGAUAAAAUAAUUACUGAUCGAAGACAAGGAGAUACAACUAGUCUAUCUAAUGGUCCUGAUCUUCUUGAUUUACUUCUUUCAACUGUUGAUAAUGAAGGAAAAUCAUUUACUGAUCAAGAAAUUAAAGAACACGCUCUUACAUUUGUACUUGCUGGUAGUGAAACUACUGGUAAUCUUAUGACAUGGAUGUUUUAUAUUUUAAUGACUCAUAAAGAUGUAUUUGAAGCUUGUCGAGAAGAAGUUGAUAGAGUUUUACCUAAUGACAUAGAACCUACGAAUGAAAAUCUUCCUGCAUUGCACCAUUUUUCCUCAUGUCAUUGUAUACGUGAACAUGUUAUUGACGCUGAAUGUCAAUUACGUAUACCUGCGGGAACGACAAUAACUGUCAACAGUUAUCUUCUUCAUCGUCGAAGUGAUUUAUGGCCUCAAUCAGAUCAAUUUGAUUAUACACGUUGGUUACGUGAUCCUAAAACAGGUUUGAAACCAAAAUUACCUCAUCCAUUUGCUUAUCUUCCAUUUGCUGCUGGUCCACAUCACUGUAUUGGACAAAAUUUUGCUUUAUUAGAAGCAAAAAUUAUCUUAGCUAUGUUUGUUCAACGAUGUAAUUUUGAAAUGAUACCAGGACAAAAAAUAAUACCGGAUUUUAAAAUUACAAUGCGCACAAAAUAUGGUCUUUUAGCAAGAAUUAGUAAACGUUAG
This is a messenger RNA of Rotaria sordida, 1179 nucleotides long. The record is from the annotation of a GenBank genome assembly. NCBI's taxonomy places the organism in Eukaryota, Metazoa, Rotifera, Eurotatoria, Philodinida, Philodinidae.